Aspergillus vadensis CBS 113365 is the source of this 469-nucleotide messenger RNA. RefSeq lists its product as uncharacterized. The transcript is spliced from 2 exons. The record is from RefSeq and is a predicted model, not a curated record. Bases 1 to 330 code for a protein of 109 amino acids. NCBI's taxonomy places the organism in Eukaryota, Fungi, Ascomycota, Eurotiomycetes, Eurotiales, Aspergillaceae.
AUGAAGUUUAAUUAUCUUAAGUCUGCUGUCUCUCCUCUCCUUCCUAUCACUUUUUCUACUGGGGAGCCUAAGCCGACUGGUAUUGUAUCUUAUCCCAAGCCUAAUCUAACUGGAAUGGUCAUUCCUGUGAAGCUCAGUACCAGUUAUGGUACUACUUUUAUUAAGUCUACUACCAGCCAUGGUACCAUUCCUGCUAAGCCGACUACCAGUCAUGGCACUGCUCCUGUUCAGCCAACUACCAGCUUUAGUACCGCUUUUAUUAUGGUUCUAGGCAUAGACAGACCAGGAGCUAAAUAUAAUCUCGCUAAUCCUUAUAACAGUAAACAGUGACUAUACCAGGAUAUAGAUAAACUAUAUACAGUGGAGUUAUCACGCCCGCCCGCAGCCUGAAAUAACAGGGAUGAAUUCUCUGACCUGUAUUACAGGCUGUCACAGAAUAAAUAGCCUUGUCUACAGAAGCAAUAAAAAC